UUUACAGAUUUAUAGAAACAUGAAGCUGUUGUUGUUCCUCUGCCUUUUAGUUGUUGGGACUCAUUCCAACAGGUAUCCCUGUGAGCCUUAUCACCAAGUUGUAAGAAACCAAAAUCAAAGAGGAAAUGAAAACCGAAACAUGCCACAGCGGGCUGUAGGGAAGCGUGUUUGUCAGUUUGCUUGUUGCUUCUACAAAGAGAUUUCUUCUCAUGAAAACAGUGAGAAUAUUUUCUUCUCUCCUUUGAGCAUCUCUACUGCCUUUGCAAUGCUGACUCUUGGUGCCAGGUCUGAUACUUUGGCACAGAUUCUUAGGGUCCUUCACUUUAAUCCACGUGAGAUUUCUGAAAAUGAAAUCCAUGAAGGUUAUCGUCAACUCAUACAAAUGGUAAACAGAAAGAAUGAGGGUUUUCAGCUAGAUAUGGGAAAUGUCCUGUUUGUACUUGAUCAACUGAAACCACAGCAAAGAUUUUUGAAUAACCUCAGAGAAUACUAUGAAGGUGAAAUUUAUCCUAUGAACUUCAAGAGGUCUGAUCAAGCCCAGAAGAAGAUAAAUGAUUAUGUAGCAGAAAGAACCAAUGGGAAAAUCAAGGAUCUCAUAAAUAACCUUGAUCCACUCACUGAACUACUUCUCAUUAGUUACAUUUAUUUUAACGCUGAAUGGGAAAAACCUUUCAAUCCACAAUACACUAAAAAGGAAAAAUUCUUUGUGGAUGGGAACAAGGCUGUUGAAGUUCCAAUGAUGUUUGGAAUCGGCGCGUUCAAGCAUGGCUAUGAUGAACAACUGUCCUCCACUGUGGUGCAAAUGGAUUACAAAGGAGGUGCUUCAGCAUUUUUUGUUCUGCCUGAUCAAGGACGAAUGAGGAAGCUGGAAAACAAAUUGUCUUGUGAACGUAUGGCAAGAUGGAGGACAUUAGUCACAAAAAGCAACUCAGUAAAUUUAUAUCUUCCAAAAUUCACUCUUCAUGGGAGAUAUAACCUAAAAAACAUUUUAUAUCAAAUGGGCAUAAGGGAUCUAUUCACUGAUAAGGCUGACUUAUCUGGUAUCACUGGACAACCCCAGCACAGAAUUUCCCAGGCUAUUCAUCAGGCUGUGGUAAAAGUGGAUGAGACUGGCACUGAAGCAGCAGCUGCCACAGGCAUGGAAAUAGUGCCUAUGUCCGCUCCAGUUGUCAUUAGAAUGAACAGACCCUUCUUAUUGGUCAUAACUUUGAGGGAUAACAUACUGUUCAUGGGAAAAAUUGUGAACCCUCUGGAAAAAGAUUAAGCUAAUAUACACAUUAGGUAUGCAGUUAUCACCACUGUUUAAUCCAGCGUUUCACCUGACGAGCAUGGCAUGGCUACAGAGGGCUCUCCACCUCUUAAACUAUGUUUUGUUUUUUGUUUUUAUUUGUUUGUCUUUGUAGAUGAGACACUUCAUCAAUGUACGUUGUCAUAAUUGCAUAUUUGUUUGGACUUUUUUUUUUUUUUUUUUUAAAUGAAGGUUACAUCCAGGCAAAAUUCUCAUUAGAUCUGGAACAGAAUAGGCCCGUGUGACAAUGACAGCACAGAUAAAUUUUCAAACAGGGAAGAUGAAGAGCAUGUGAGUAUGUGGGUGGAGAGGAUUGUGCAACCCCUUGCUCCUUCGCUUCUUCCAUCACAGUUGUGACUGCUUUCUUUUUUUUUUUUUUUUUUUUUUGGCAUUGACUGACAAAUGGGUGUAAGUUAUGGCACUUAACUACUUGUGCCCAUUUUCCUACCAAGUCUAGGAUAGCUUUUAACAUACAUAGUGCUUACUACCUUCCAUAGUAACAUUUUCCAGCAAGUCUACUACUUGCGUCUUGGCUGUUGUGGUAGCUUGCCUGCUACAAAGAGAUAACAAGACAGUUGCGUUUUUCCCUUGCACAUAUAUGGUAUUUCUGUAAGACUUCCCAGUCCAUACUCAUUCCAGGGCAAAUAUGUCAGAAUUGGGUCUAAGAAAGGAAGAAGUGGGUCAGAUCUCUGCUGUUCAACUCCCUGGAGCAAACUUCUGUGAACCAGAUACACAACUUACAGCAGCCACAGGAUUUCUUGCAGCCUGUGCCUGAACCUAAAUCAGCUUCUAGUGGAAACAAAAGCCAUCUCCUCAAGGUGCCAGUGCACAUAGUAGUACCACCUUGCCCUGGGAGAUCAGCCACAGUAGUAAGCACCACUGCAGUAUUGUUUGUAGAAUAGAGCACCCUACUGGUAGCACCUUAUACCCCAUUGGUGACUUAUACCAUGUCUUUUGGCAUGAACCCUUCUGUUCCCAGACUGUCUAAUAACAUGAUAUUGGUACUCCAUUUCUCAUCUGCUUCAUAGUUAGUAUAGCAGCAAUAUUAUAGGAUAUGUUUUCACUAUUAGGAUGCACAGUACCAGAAGUCACAUUCAUAAUGUACAUGCUUAUUUAUUUUUUCUUUACUUUUCUGUCUACUUUUACUUCUUCUUUCAGAACAUCUAUCAGUGUUUUAUUUCUGUGCCCAUGUUCAUAAUAUAUAUCUGAUCUCUGGUUGCAGGAGGGGUAAAUUAUUGACUAAAAUGGGUUAGUGUGUUAAUGGGUGUUAAGCAUUAACAACAGUCUUUGUACUGUCUUGAACUACACAGAAAAACUGUACUACAAUAGGAGAACAACAAUGAAUAAAUAUGACAU
Messenger RNA from Coturnix japonica (Japanese quail), 2644 nucleotides. RefSeq names its product serpin A3-4-like. The record is from RefSeq and is a predicted model, not a curated record. Lineage: Eukaryota; Metazoa; Chordata; Aves; Galliformes; Phasianidae. Gene Ontology annotation, molecular function: serine-type endopeptidase inhibitor activity.